Lucilia sericata (common green bottle fly) is the source of this 1754-nucleotide messenger RNA. RefSeq names its product homeobox protein orthopedia (gene hbn). Gene Ontology annotation, molecular function: DNA-binding transcription factor activity, RNA polymerase II-specific; RNA polymerase II transcription regulatory region sequence-specific DNA binding. Lineage: Eukaryota; Metazoa; Arthropoda; Insecta; Diptera; Calliphoridae. Bases 295 to 1500 code for a protein of 401 amino acids. The transcript is spliced from 5 exons. Gene Ontology annotation, biological process: regulation of transcription by RNA polymerase II. The record is from RefSeq and is a predicted model, not a curated record.
ACGUACAUCACGUCCUCUUGACAAAAAAUACAAUUUAUGCAAAUAUAAAUAUAAUUAAAUUAAUUAAAAACAAAUGUUAAUUUAAUGUGAAGAAUUCUUCUUACGGAAAAGUAAUUCUAUAUACACAUACCAAAAAGAUUUAUAAAAGAAGUGCAAUUAUUGAAAAAAAGUGUUUUAAAAAAAUAAGUGAAAUAUUUAACAAAAAAUAAUUUGAUGAUUUUUAUAAUAAUUUAAAAAAAAAAAUCAACGUUAAAAAACAAAAAUAAUUUUGUGUUCCAAUUUUCGCCAAAUAUAAUGAUGACAACCACAACAUCACAUGCUAUCAUGGCUCCGGUUAUUCGUCCUAUUCAAGAAAGUCCCGUUUCUCGACCACGAGCAGUCUACAGUAUUGAUCAGAUAUUGGGAAAUCAAACGAAGCGUAGUGACUCAACCGAAUCAUUAAAUCAACAAUCUUUACAUAGCAGCAGCAACAACAAUAGCAAUAAUUCGACGAGCCCUAUACAAAACUCCAUAUUGCCACAAUUGCAUACACAACUACAUUUAAUACCUCCGCAUCAAUUGGCUCUACAUCAGCAACACUUGCAGCAACAGCAUCAACAACAUCUGAACAAUCAUCAUCAACAUCACCAUCAUCUGCAACAGCAACAACAACAGCAGCAACAUCAUCAACAUCUGCAGCAACAUGCUGAAAAGCGCGAAAGAGAAGAUUCUCCAGACAAUACCGACAAUGGCUUAGAUGUUGACAAUACCGAUGAUGAUCUCUCGAAUAGUCUAAAUAAUGGUCACGAUUUGGACAUGGAAAGGCCCAGAAAAGUAAGAAGAUCCCGCACCACCUUUACAACAUUUCAAUUGCAUCAAUUGGAGAGAGCGUUUGAAAAAACUCAAUAUCCGGAUGUAUUCACCAGAGAAGAUUUAGCGAUGCGUUUGGAUUUAAGUGAAGCACGUGUUCAGGUUUGGUUUCAAAAUCGUCGUGCCAAAUGGCGUAAACGUGAAAAAUUCAUGAAUCAAGAUAAGAAUGGUUAUUUAUUACCUGAACAAGGUUUGUCUGAAUUCCCCUUGGGUAUACCUUUGCCUCAUGGAAUUCCUGGACAUCCGGCUGGUUUACCAGCUGAGUUUUGGCCACCUCACUUUGCCUUACACCAACCAUUCAACCCAGCGCUGUUGCCUCAGGGUUUAAUGCCCCAUUACAAGUUACCCAACUUUCACACUCUGCUCUCCCAAUACAUGGGUCUAAGCAAUUUGAAUGGCAUCUUUAAUGCCUCUGCUUAUCCUCAGAAUUUGUCAAUACACAGUGCGGCUCAAGUCAGUCCACCCUGCAGCAACAGCAGUCCCCGAGAAAGUCCUACAAUUGUGCAAGGUUCUACUGCUGUGACGUCGGGUGGCGUAACGGUUACUUCAUCGGCAGCAGCUUCACCGAAAUCACCCAUGAACAAUCAUGCUACUGGUAGUAUAAGUGGAAAUUCUACACCAGUGUCGGUGGUGACCAAAUCAGAAGACUGAACAUUAAAAUUGUACAAUGCGUGAUAGAACGAAUCGAAAUGCAAACGGCAACUAAGUAAAAGAAUUUUGUCCAGGAACUCUGAACAAAAAUGUAAAUAAAAUUUUAGUUUUAAUUCUAUUUUUACAUCAAAUAACAAUUAAAGAAAAGUGAUAUAAUAUAGUAGUUGUUUCAUUGACAAUUUUAUUUUAAAUGAUUUUUUUUCACACAUUAAUGUGCAUAAGAUUUUAAAUAUUUUUUAAAUUAUCCAAUUUGU